Plectropomus leopardus (leopard coralgrouper) is the source of this 2536-nucleotide messenger RNA. It is a transcript of the gene inavaa, whose product is annotated as innate immunity activator a. The record is from RefSeq and is a predicted model, not a curated record. Lineage: Eukaryota; Metazoa; Chordata; Actinopteri; Perciformes; Serranidae. Gene Ontology annotation, biological process: adherens junction maintenance; positive regulation of protein ubiquitination.
AAAGUCUGAACACCUCCUGCUGCUCCGGAGAGGAUGCGGUAGAAGAGCUAAAAUAUACUCCACAAGGUACUUCUAAAGACUUAACCGCAGACAGUCAAGAUGACGGCAAUUGAAAGUAAAGAAGAGAUCAGUGACACUGACAGUGGGAUUAUCGUGCACUCUGGUCCAGACAGCCCCACGUCUCUGGUUAAGGACCUGACCACCAACACCAGAGCUCUGAAGCUGAAGCACCAGUCCCUGGAGGAGCGUCUGGAGCUCUGCCUGCUGGAGCUCAGGAAGCUCUGCAUCAGGGAGGCAGAACUGACUGGCAAACUGUCCUCAGACUAUCCUCUAAUGCCCGAUGAGAAGCUGCCCCGGGUCAGAAGAAGGAUUGGAGCCUCCUUCAAGCUUGACGAAGGUCUGAUCCAUCUGGAUAAACAGGAUUCAGAGUUGCAAGUGCUGGAAACUGACUUGGCUCUUCAGCGACAGAUUUAUGAGGCGGCCCGCAAACUCUCUCUUGAGGAGAACCUCAGUAAACCACAGAAGAAGAGCCGGCUGCAGCAGUGCAAGAGGGAGGAGAAGAAGGUGAAGGAGCUGCAAAAGGCUGUGUCUCAGCACAGGAUCAAGAGUGGGUGCAACUCCCCGUGCAUCAGCAUCUCAGCCAGCCAAAACAAAGAUCUGUGUAUGUCUGAUGACAGCUCCCUGUCUGAUGUGGUGGCCCUGGAUGAUGAUGUAGAUUCGCCCAGCCCUCUCUCUCCCCCAGUGUUGGGCACUUCCUAUUCAGACCCCCUCCAGCUGUCAGCCACGACCCUUCAGUCAUCAAGCCAGCUCAGUGUGGAGUACGAGCGCUCUCCCAUCCAAAACUCUCCAUGGAAGGAGUCUAGUCUGGAUCAGCCUUACCAGAAGGCCACAAAACCUCUGUCUGCGUGCAGCAGCAGGUCCAGUAGUCCGGCAGGAACCCAGGUGUCUGCAGAGAGCAGCAUCAUUCCUCUGUCUCAGUUUAUAAAGAACACCGCCCUGCGUCACAGCCACUCCACCAGCGCCCCCUCCACUCCAGAGCUGCACGUACGCCGACAGUACUCGCAGUCCUUCAGACUUCCCAAAAGUAAGCCAUCUGCUGACACGGAGCACCUCAGCUCAGAGAACAAUCGGGGGCGAGCCCGGCUGCCCCAGCGGCGCUGCGUGGCUGACUUCAAGGUGCGUUCUCCAGAGUACUCUCCCUUGCGCCCUUACCAGUCCAGUUCGGAGGACAGCAGCUCGGAGCACUCGUCCUCCUCGUAUAUCAGCUCUCCUGGCAGAGACGGACCCACUGAGAUCCCGAAGCUCUGCCCGCCGCCUUAUGGAUUCCACUUUGGAGCACAAAAGAAAGGGGUCUCCAGUUUCUCCAGCCCACACAAGAACACCAACCAGUCCAGCCCCGGCUACGUCAGGUCAGUGACAGAAGAUGGGCCCCUCUCCCCUCAAGACCUCGAUAUAGGAAAGUGCUUCCUGUCCUCCCCUCCUGUGGUGGCGCACAGUCCUCAGCAAAGACAGUGGCAGGAGGGAGCGUCAUCUCCGAGGAGAAUCCUAAAGCCCCCUCCACCUUACACUAGGCUGGUGCGAACGCCCUCACUGAAGGAGUAUCCAAACCACGCCAUCAGGCUGAUGCCCAGGGAGAUUGUGUCGGAGGAGUUGAAGUCCUGGCAUCAGAGGAAUCAGCUGCAGAAGUUACGGGCGAGCUGCGUGGAUCAGCAGAGCCCCCUGAGUGUCAAGAGUCCUACUUCACCUCACCUUCCUCCAUUUACACAGGGUUUGGGUAAUGUGAUCCUCCAGAGAGCUGCAGACGGGACUCCGGUGCAGUGGUUCGUUGCAGAAGAUGCUGAAAUUGUGAGCCAGGUGUAACCUUUACUUUCUGCUCCUCUGCAGUAUGUUCAGUAGGAUGUGUGUUAUUCCUCUUUAUUUAUCUCUGUAUUUAUUAAGGCUCUCUGUGAGAUUGUAUGUUGACAUGAUGCAGAAAACGUGGAGCUGUGGGCACCUCGAUGAGCACAUUUCUCUCAUCUUUUAAUUUAAAACUUAAUGUAAUUUAUUUUGAACUGUUUUCUAAUAGAUGCUUCUAAAAUCCCUGAGGUGAAUUUAGGUUCAUACAAAAAUGGUUUUUUAAACAAACAUGCUGUGGUUUCAAGAACCUCUCUGUGUCUGGCACACAUUUUGCACAUAAAAUUAAUCUGCAGUAGUUUUCAAAUACAUUUUUCCGGUCCUAAUAUAAUUAUUGAUGUCCUUCUAUAUUUAUCUGUUGAAGUUUCUCUUUUUCAACAUGAAGAACCAUUGCUAAAAUGUUGUUACACCUCUAAAAAUGAGUUGCUCUUCCUUAUAUAGUUAAAAUUUAACAUCUAGCCAUGACUUGAAGUGAGCUGAAUUUUAACGUUUGCUGUUAACUCUUAAUAAUUAAUCACUGAUGCCUUUAACGGUGGUUUGAUGAAUGUUUUCACUGCAGUAUGGUGUUUUCUUACUAACCAAGAUUGUAACCACUGAUUGUAUCAGUUUUGAUAUGUUUUGUAUAUUUAUAAUUAAAAAAAUA